Molecule: messenger RNA, 1224 nt
Organism: Paramisgurnus dabryanus
Lineage: Eukaryota; Metazoa; Chordata; Actinopteri; Cypriniformes; Cobitidae
Gene: igldcp
Product: Ig-like domain-containing protein
Biological process (GO): negative regulation of T cell proliferation; cellular response to lipopolysaccharide; positive regulation of T cell proliferation
Cellular component (GO): external side of plasma membrane
Source: RefSeq, a predicted model, not a curated record
UUAGGGAACUAGAAAGCUAAACUAGUAGAUAAAGCCUUCCUCUGCUGAGCUGUUUACAGUUCAUGUCUUUAACAGAAACAGAUAAGCCGACACAAAUGCCAUGGACAGACGUUACUGGAUCUCGCUCUGUCUGUUGCAAUGGCUUGCGAAUUGUGUCGGCUCCUCUCCCCUCUCGUCGGCCAUCCAUACCUCAUCAAAAGUGGGUCUCUCAGUUGUCCUGCCGUGCGCAGUGACAUCACAUCUGGAUCAUCCACCGCACAUUCAGUGGCAGACCGUGCAGGAUUCAGUGUUUGAGAGGAUGGGAGAGGAGCAGUUUCAGGGAGAGGCUUACAAGCACCGUGCUGAUGUCCCAGAAGCGAUACUUGUGCAGGGAAAUUGCUCUCUGUUCCUGCAGGACGUCAGAUUCAGCGACGCAGGAAUUUACAAGAGUUACCUGGUGGUCGAUGAAUCGAGUUUCCAGAAUCGAAUAUUCAUUCAAAGCGUCCAUCUUUCAGUUGUUGAUCACAAGAGCACCAAGUAUGUGGAAACUGGAAAAGACCUGACCCUGGACUUGUACACAAACCAAGCUCAACUAGUGAUUUUUCAGAACAGCAAUGACACAGCAUGGGCAGUCGUGUGGGAAAGAGAUGGAGACAAAAACAACAAAUGUCACCUGAGUAACAACAAGUUGACUUUCAAGAGCGUCACGGCCAGCAGUGCCGGAAUGUAUAAAGUGUUAGACUCGGAGGGAUUGGCCCUCAGUACAGUAAAAGUCUUAAUCACAGAACCUGUGCUACUAAGAGAAUCCCAAGUUCUGGAACGUAAAACUUUAUUAGGUAAAGCUACAAUGAGCACACCUUUCCUAAAAAUCAUCAUUACUUUCCUUACCUUUCAUCUUGUACUGCCAUUUAAUUAAUGGGAAAUUGUUAUUCUGCAAUUUAAAGUAUUUUAAACCUCUUUAAAGUUUGUUACUUUAAAUUAAUACUCCUCAAUGUGUUUCGGUUUUAUUUGUUAUUGUCUGCCGUGGCAUGUAUUUAUUUCACUAAUUUAAGCACUUUUAACCGAAUUCAUGUGGGUGUUAUGCGUGUUGUUUUAUUGGACUCAUGAAGGUGUGUAUGUAGUUGUAUUUUCGUAACAUAAAAGGACGUUGACUGCUUAUGUAAAUGAACUGUAUUUCAGCUGUGUACAUUAUGCACAUAUCAACAGUAAAAAUAAAGUAGAGAUCUUCAUGAAUGAACAGAAAAA